CUGAUUCGCUUCUCCCAGUGCGCUGGUGGCCGAACCCCUCAGAAAUGAUGUGCAAUCUGGCUGCAAUUAGUCCACGAGUUGCCAGUGAGGCAACGUUCCCUUGCCACUGCUGGCUAUGCAAUACCUCUCGGUGAAUAUAAAGGCCUAGCAUGUUAGAGGCUAGAUGUUGGAGCGGGCAGACAUGCAAUGGCCGCAUUUUGUUUUGAAAUCUUCCUCAGUGCUUCUCUGGCAAACAAUGGGCAGGUCCGACUAAUUCAGCUGCAACCUAUUGGAACUGAAUACAUGGAGCUCGAGAUGCUAUUCUACAGGGGCUGGAAGCACCAAACGAAGGGACGGCCUCGCGUGCUGGCCAUCUACAAGGUGACAUAUCCACCAUCAGCUCUUCAACCAUUUCUUGAUUAUAAGGAGGCCUUAUCGCAAUCGGGAUGUUUACCUUCGCAGUCUCGUGAAAGAGCGAUUGAAGAACUGCUCUUUCACGGUACAACUCGAGCGUGCUUAUUGGGAGAUACCCCUUAUAAUACGCUACCUUGCAAUCUUCCGCAGUGUUCCCUGUGCAAGAUCAUUCGUGAAUCUUUUGACGUUAAAUGUUGUGGACUCAAAAACGCAUUCAGCAGGUUCGGUGCGGGAAUCUACACUACUUCAUGCUCUUCCAAGGCGGACGACUAUGUGCAAAACGUUUCGAAGAACGCUCGGACGCGUGCACUUCUCUUGAGUCGCGUCAUCACAGGUCGACCCAAGGAAUUAGAGGGGAACGCUGUCAAUCUAACCGCGCCACCGGUUGGAUAUAACUCUGUCAUUGGGGUUCCCGGAAACGACCUCAACUAUGAGGAGACGGUGGUCUAUACGAAUGAGGCCAUACGGCCCAGCUACAUCUUUGUAUACGACAACACCCAACCUUGUAUGGGAGACGUGCGUUUUGACCUCCCGAUGAUGUUGGGACACGGAACCGUUCCCUUCGUCCCCGGCGUGGGUUCAACUCCAUCGGACUACUUACGCCAAUUGUUCUCAUUGCAAUUGGCACCCUUUGGAUUGGCACCGUUUGGUAUCUGAUCAUUGCUUCCCAGAAAUGUACAUAUUGUGCAUUACGUAUCAUGAUCGCUGGUCGGUUCGUUUGGAAUAUAGGAUCACGUAUUUGAGAACAAUUGCGUCGGCAUUUUUGACGAAGACUCGAUCCCCGUCGACAUCCUAAUCGCGCGAUGAUUCAGUAGAAUAGAUCGAGU
This is a messenger RNA of Laetiporus sulphureus 93-53, 1220 nucleotides long. RefSeq names its product ADP-ribosylation. The record is from RefSeq and is a predicted model, not a curated record. The coding region runs from base 187 to 1050 and encodes 287 amino acids. Lineage: Eukaryota; Fungi; Basidiomycota; Agaricomycetes; Polyporales; Laetiporaceae. The transcript is spliced from 6 exons. Gene Ontology annotation, molecular function: NAD+ poly-ADP-ribosyltransferase activity.